Messenger RNA from Diabrotica virgifera virgifera (western corn rootworm), 1439 nucleotides. RefSeq lists its product as uncharacterized. The transcript has 3 exons. The record is from RefSeq and is a predicted model, not a curated record. Gene Ontology annotation, biological process: transcription by RNA polymerase III. Bases 105 to 1289 code for a protein of 394 amino acids. Gene Ontology annotation, cellular component: transcription factor TFIIIC complex. NCBI's taxonomy places the organism in Eukaryota, Metazoa, Arthropoda, Insecta, Coleoptera, Chrysomelidae.
AUAACCUCACAAGACAAAGUUGUUUUGAAAUCAGAUUUUGAAAUCCUCUUGAAAUUCAGGUUUCACUGAUUUCAGAUAAAGAUCAAAACAAGUUGCAAUACACAAUGUCUGAAAAUGAAACUCUUAUUUUAUUUGAUUUUAAGGAUAAUUUAACAAAUGAAACUUUUGAAAAAGAGACGUUCAUUCGCGUGGCCAACUUACACAAGAAAAAUCCACUUGUUCAAAUUAAUGAUACAAUAUUCCAAGGCGAAUAUGAUCAUGCAAUGGGUACAAAUUUAUUUUUCGAAGAAAUUCAAGAUGUUCCUCCAGUAACUGACCCUUUCUUUAAAAGAAACCUAAACCAAUAUGGGUGCACAUUCCAUGGAAUAAAAACAAUAAAUUUAAAACAAAUGAAAAUACCACCUCCCAAAGUAGAAAAAGGAGAAAUUACCAAAGAUAUUGAAUUUAAUUUAGAUUGGGAUUAUAAUACACUUUUACAGAAGUUUUCGAAUGGUGCUCUAAAACUACAUGACAUUAUAAAUAAGGAGGACAAGGAUGAUGAUCAAAACGAAAAACAACAAAAAAACACAGGUGACUGUGAAGCAAUGGAAAUAGAAGAACAAGAUAAUCAUACUUUAGCCGAAACACGGGCAAAUAUUGUUACUCAAGAUUUAAUAACCUAUGAUGACGAUAUAAACAAUGAACAAAUUAUAGAAGAUAUAGUUUCUACAGAUCUCCUUCAUGAUUAUGAAAAACUUAGAAAACUUGCUUUUCGCCCAGUAAAAAGGAAACCUGUACUUGAUGAAAUGGCUGAGUGUGAUCCAAAAUACAAAGAUGCUUACGAUUAUCAUAAUUUGGAAAAACAGAUAUUACAACCUUGUGAUUUCUUCUUUAAAGAACCUGUCAAUAAUAUAAAUGAAGAGACUCUCUCAAACUGUGUAGAUGUUGAUCGAUGUGUCCUUUAUGGUAUACUAGAAAAAUCUGCUACAAAAUCUAGAGUACUCACGAAAGAAGAAAAACGAAAUGUUUUAUCUUUAGAUAAUUUUGAUAAUCUAUCGAUGGUUGGUCGAUAUUUUGUUUUAAAAACUCAUGUGGAAAGUUUAGAAAAAUACUUUGAAGGUAAAAAUGUUGCAGAACUUAAUAGAAAAGAUAAAUAUGGAAGAACGUCGUUACAAACGCUUGACAUUUAUAAAAGGUUAUCCGAGAGGGUAAAGAAUCGCAUUGAAGAAAUAAAAAGUAGUUUAGAUGAAAGGCAGAUUAAAGUGGAAGUACGAGAUGAAGAGCCAGGACCAAGUACAAGUAAUGGUUGAUAUCGAUAAGGGUUUCAAAACUGAAAUGGGAUAAUAGGCUGUGGUGCGGAGAAGAUGUAGUACAAUAUGUAUAUGAGCAUAUGCUUCCAAUGCACACUCAAUAAGAUUGCAUAUCUAAUUUUAAUAAAUAAUACUUUAAUAAUAUAAAAA